CACUUCUUUUCCUUAUUGCAGCUUGUAGAGACCUCAUUAAAAGGAGAAAUAGUCUUUGAUCCCAGAAGCGCUUAUUACCUUUGGUUUGUAAUGGAUUUCUGUGAUGGAGGAGAUAUGAAUGAGUAUCUGUUGUCUCGAAAACCUAACCGCAAGACCAACACCAGUUUCAUGCUUCAGCUCAGCAGUGCACUGGCUUUCCUGCACAAAAAUCAGAUUAUUCAUCGUGAUCUCAAACCUGACAAUAUUCUGAUAUCGCAGAGCAGGAUGGAUGCCAGUGACUUGGAGCCCACGCUGAAAGUAGCUGACUUUGGGCUGAGUAAGGUAUGUUCAGCUUCAGGACAGAAUCCUGAGGAACCAGUCAACGUAAAUAAGUGUUUUCUAUCAACUGCGUGUGGGACUGACUUCUAUAUGGCCCCCGAAGUCUGGGAAGGACACUACACUGCCAAAGCAGACAUUUUUGCACUGGGGAUCAUAAUCUGGGCAAUGCUAGAAAGAAUCACAUUCAUAGACACAGAGACAAAGAAAGAACUCCUGGGUAGUUACGUCAAGCAGGGGUCAGCAAUUGUGCCUGUUGGAGAGGCACUGCUAGAAAACCCUAAGAUGGAACUGCUCAUCCCUGUAAAGAAAAAAUCCAUGAAUGCACAGAUGAAACAGUUGAUUAAGGAAAUGCUGGCUGCCAACCCGCAGGACCGUCCUGAUGCUUUUGAACUAGAGCUGCGAUUAGUCAACAUAGCUUUUAAAGACAGCAGCUGGGACACGUGAGCUGCAGAGCGGUCGUCUCUUGGAAGAGCUGCUCCUUGCCCAGCAGAUGGUGCAACUUAAUGGCAGUAAAGAAACGAGCCCGAUCUCAGACCUGCAGGGUGUAGUUUCUUUUGAUGGAAUCUUGUUUGAGUUCCAUACGUUAUAAGAAUGUGAGUUGGCAGUUGUGUUAGAGAUGCUUUGUGUUUGUUUCCAGGAUGUUAUGUGUUAAGUCUUAAGAUGUGACGAUGUUCAUUUGUGUACGUUGGCAGUGGGACAUCCUAAGAGCUGAGACUUGAUUUCCAGCCAGAUCGCAGAGUAUUUAAUACAUUCCAGUUUCCUAUAUCAGUAUUAGGAACUCUCCUGGAAGAAGAGAUUUGCAUGCUGGUAGUGCAAAUCUUCAGGUUUGUAAAGUUAAUUGUGUAUAUAUUUAUGCAUAUGAGUGACCGAGAGCGUAUGCCUGUGAGUGUGUUGCAUUCCAUGAGGAAAUGACACUUUUCCUAAAUUAUUUGCUGUGGGUCUGAAUGUUUGGGUUCUGCUAGAAAACAGGGUGAAGAAGAUGGAUGAGAAUCAUUCCUUCUCUGGUCCGGGAUAACUUUAUUAUUUAUUUUUAUCUAAUGUUAAAGGUAGGGUCUGAGACUUGACUUUGUGAGCAAAAAAUACAAUGCAAGUGUGUCAGCAGCUCUCAGAGUGCUGAGGUGGCCAAGCUUUGCGCUCACAGCUCAAGGAGCUCAGCACUGAGGGAGUCCAAUGCCAGGUGUGUGCAGCUGGGUGCUAGCAUGUUGGUGAGGUCAUUAAUCAUUCAAUUUUGCUUUCUCCUACUAAUCAAAUACUUUAUUAAUCCACUAAUCUACAGUUUCACAACGUGCUCACUGCUCUUCUACCUGUAGUCCAGCAGCAAACUGAGUACUUAGGAGAGUACUGCGAGCUUCUAUCAUGAGAAUGUGAACGCCUGGUGAGGGAAUCCAGCAGCACUGAAGCAGUGGAUUUAAGAGCACUCAGUUAUGGUUCCAGCACAGCUGGAUUGGAUGUUACUGGGCAUGAGCUUUUCCUUUUAGAUGCUUACUGUCACCUGGGAGCAAUGAGGAGAAAAAGGGGUGACUGUCUCAUGGAACACACACAUUCUCCUGUGUGAAUAAGCAGUGCAGGCAGAAUAACUGCUUGUUCCUCCAGAAGCAAAGGGUUCUAACGCUAUCAGAAGUCUGUGGCUGUACAGGCUGCAGCAGCAGUUUUGAGCUGUUGCUCUGACCUGGUGGCAGCAAACCUGGAGUCACUAGGCCUUAAUUCUUGUCACUUUGCAACACUUUGUGUAAGGCAGCUCACCUAAACAGGGAUGCUCAGACAAGCAUUGCUGCCUUGAAACAAAGCAAUGUUUAACGUUCAGAAGAUAUCACAGAAGGAACUCCAUCAGCUGAGUGCAGCAGAGCACCUUUGGGAGCAUCAAUUGGUGGGAUGGAGCUGAGUGACAACAACGUUGUGCUGCUGUCCCUGCAGGGAGUUCAGGCUAUAAGGCAGGACUUGGAACCUGUCUGGGGUAGUGGAUGACAAGCAGAGAUGCACCUCUCGUGCUCUGGAAGUGGAGAUCUGCUCGCUCUCAUGUUUUAACUGGGCACAUUACAAGUGAGGGCUCAGCUUGUUAUCGACAGGAGGAGAACAGUUCUCUUGCUGUCUGUACCAGCACUUUUACAGUACUUCCAUCCCAGCACCAGUCAUCCAGUGAGGAUUUUGUGAAGUUCUAAGAGGACGUAUCAUCUUCCACGUUAAACUUGAGAGGUUUUGGAAAUACAUUAGCUCCUUCCUCUCACCUGCCCACCCAAAAGACAGAAUCAACUGUGUUAAUCUUACAGCAUUAAACUACAGAACAAUAGCACUUACCUUUAAGUCAGUCCUCUGCAAGUCUCUGAUUCUCCUCAAGCACUUCAAAGGUUGAACACUGAGCGUGCUGCCGAGCUGCACCACGGAGUUGGGUGCUAAUGAAUGGCACGAAAAAAUAUUUUUUGACUCCCACAGCACUUGUUUGCACUGAUUGCCACUUUAAAGGGUGGGGGAACCUGAAGUCCCUCUCAUGGUGCUUAGCUGGUGGGUGACACUGGGCAUGUCCUUGGUUCAUCAGGAGUGGUAGUUCUUGAGGUGUGUGUUCUGUUUGUUGGUGAGG
Messenger RNA from Meleagris gallopavo (turkey), 2893 nucleotides. It is a transcript of the gene PDIK1L, whose product is annotated as PDLIM1 interacting kinase 1 like. NCBI's taxonomy places the organism in Eukaryota, Metazoa, Chordata, Aves, Galliformes, Phasianidae. Gene Ontology annotation, molecular function: ATP binding; protein kinase activity. The record is from RefSeq and is a predicted model, not a curated record. Gene Ontology annotation, cellular component: cytoplasm; nucleus. Gene Ontology annotation, biological process: negative regulation of G2/MI transition of meiotic cell cycle; protein phosphorylation.